AUGGCUAUCACCUCUCGAUCGCACGAUGACUAUACCGUCGGAUGGAUCUGCGCGUUGCCAUUAAGGAUGGUGGCUGCGAAGGCCAUGCUCGAUGAAGUCCAUGAUGACCUACCGGCGUCAUCCUCGGAUCACAAUACGUACGUUUUGGGAAAUAUCAAAGAGCAUAAUAUUGUGAUUGCCUGCUUGCCAAUCGGCGAUAAUGGCCUUGUGUCCGCAAACACAGUAGCAAUGCAUCUGCUUUCCAGCUUUCCUUCUAUUCAUUUUGGUCUGUUGGUGGGCAUUGGAGGAGGAGUACCCAGUAGUCUCACCGACAUUCGACUGGGAGAUGUAGUGGUCAGCAAACCUACAGGUAUAUAUGGUGGUGUCGUUCAGUACGAUUAUGGCAAGGCUUUAAGUGCUGGAUUUCAGCGGACCGGCAUGCUGAACCGCCCACCCCAGGCGUUGCUAACGGCCCUAUCUAAACUGCAAACGUAUCACCUGACGGAUGGAAGUAGGAUAUUGGACUUCAUUGCCGAGGCUGAACAGAAGAUUCCUCAAUAUGCGUCUAAAUUCGCUCGUCCACCACAGGAGGAUCUUCUAUAUUUCUCCGAUUAUCAACAUGCUGAUUCUGACUGCACGAGUUGCAAAGCGUGUGAUCCUACUCGGGUUGUUCCGCGAUCAUCUCGAGAUAACAACGAGCCUGUGAUCCAUUACGGACUUAUAGCGUCGGCAAAUAAACUCGUGAGAGACAGUAAACUCCGUGAUCAAUUAAGUCGUGACUUGGGGGUUUACUGUGUGGACAUGGAGAACAAUAAUUGGCAAGGAUAUGCUUCAGCAGUUGCCGCAGCCUAUGCGAAAGAGCUUCUGUUAUAUACAACAGUCCGCCACUCGAAUCAAGUACAGACUGUGCGAGACUCCCCAUCGAACGCUCCUGAGUACUACGUCCCAUUUGAUCUUCCUGGAGCACUGGCGGUCGAGGAUUUUUUAGGACGACACGAUGAACUCGAACGUCUUUGGCAGCACCUACAGCCAGAAAGUAAAGGAUAUCGAAAAGUCGCCGUACUUCACGGAUUGGGUGGUAUUGGGAAGACACAAUUAGCGAUCCGCUUCGCACGGGAGCAUAAGGAGGAUUUUACUGCUAUCUUAUGGCUAUCCGGCAACAAUCGAGAAACAUUGCUGCGAUCUCUAAGCUCAGCCUUGUCCCGAAUACCUGGACAGUGCAGCAAAUCUGCCGCGAUAACUGACCAGGGAUUGAAGCAAAAUGCGGAGCAAGUACUGAGAUGGCUUUCAUCAUCGGGAAAUUCACGGUGGCUUGUUGUUCUUGAUAACAUCGAUCAGUACUCUCCUGGAACCGAUGAUGGAUAUGACAUUGGAAAUUUUUUCCCUACGGCUGAUCAUGGAUCGAUUCUAAUUACUUCCCGACUUCAAUCAAUAACUGAAUUGGGACGACCGUUUCCUCUGGGUGGUUUGGAUUUCGAUGAUGCCAUUUCGUUACUCUGGCAGAGCAGACACCUACCAAUCCCAGGCACUAGCACAAAGCUAGACCCAGAUGUCGUGGACCUACUCAAUCGUCUUGGCGGGCUACCAUUGGCGAUUACUAUCGCAGGAUCAUUCAUGCGCGAAACUGGUACCGAUAUCAGCGAGUAUCUAAAAUACUACCAGACAUCCUGGCACGAUCUACAGUCAGAUGCUUCGGAGGUAGCAGCCAUGGCGGAAAAAGAAGCCACUGUCUACAUCGUCGAUGUAGGCAAGUCGAUGAAACAGCACAAUAAUGGCCGAGACAUUUCCGAUCUUGAUUGGGCGAUGCGAUAUGUUUGGGAUAAGAUUACUACGACAGUAGCAACUGGUCGCAAAACGGCUACAGUUGGUGUCGUGGGACUCAAGACUGACGGAACGAAGGUACCGUUAGAAGAUGAAGAGGGUUAUGAGAAUAUCAGUGUCAUGCAGGAUCUGGGACAAGUGCUUAUGCCGGAUAUACGGCGACUACGCGAAGAGAUUAAACCCAGCGAGACCGAUGAAGGAGAUGCAAUUUCCUCGUUGGUGGUCGCCAUACAAAUGAUAAACGUCUACACCAAGAAAUUGAAAUACAAACGGAAAAUCUAUCUAGUCACUAACGGCAAAGGAGCAAUGAGCUCAGACGGAUUAGAGGAUAUUGCUUCAAAGCUCAAGGCGGACAAUAUUGAACUUAUUGUGCUGGGCGUCGACUUCGAUGAUCCUGAUUAUGGUUUCAAAGAGGAAGACAAGGACGAAGGCAAGGCGGAGAAUGAAUCCUUGCUUCGUGGCCUUGUAGAAGACUGCGACGGAGUCUACGGGACUCUGGCACAAGCGAUAGCAGAACUCGAUAACCCCCGCGUCAAAGUCGUGCGCGGCAUCCCAUCUUUUCGCGGAGAUGCCAGAUUAGGUGACCCUACGCAAUACGACACCGCUCUUCGCAUCCAAGUAGAGCGUUAUUAUCGAACAUACGUCGCCAAACCACCCAGCGCUAGCUCCUUUGUCAUAAAAACAGGCGGCGAUGCGAGCCAACCUCCGACACAGACCUUGGAAGAUAAAGACGUGGAUGCAAAUCUAACGAGCGUUCGAAGUCUGCGAACGUACCAUGUGGACGACCCUACAGUUGCUGGUGGUAAGCGAGAACUUGAACGAGACGAGUUGGCCAAGGGCUAUGAGUAUGGUAGAACAGCAGUCUAUAUCAGUGAAUCGGAUGAGAACAUCACAAAGUUAGAGACAACAGCUGUUCUAGAUUUGAUUGGAUUUAUUCAAGCUGAUCAUUACGACCGAUUUAUGAACAUGUCGAAUAGCAAUGUCAUCAUUGCUCAAAAAACGAAUGAUAAAGCCGCCUUGGCACUUUCAUCACUAAUUCAUGCUUUGUUUGAGCUAGACUGCUAUGCAAUUGCAAGGCUGGUUAUAAAAGAUGGCAAGAGUCCAUUGAUAGUUCUAUUGGCACCAUCAAUCGAACCAGACUACGAGUGUUUGCUCGAUGUGCAACUUCCUUUUUUUGAAGACGUUCGGUCAUAUAAGUUUCCGCCUUUAGAUAAGGUCAUUACCAUUUCUGGCAAGGAAGUGAAGGAGCAUCGAAAUCUACCUAGCGAGGACUUGGUCAAUGCAAUGAGCAAGUAUGUCGAUAGCAUGGAGUUGAUCGACAAGGACGAAGAGGGCGAAAUCGUUGAGACUAUACCUAUGGAGGAUAAUUACUCGCCGCUGCUGCAUCGAAUUGAACAAGCAGUGCGAUGGCGGGCAAUCCAUCCAGAUGAACCAGUUCCUCCGCCAUCGGAAAGGCUUACUCGACUCUCAAAGCCGCCAAAGGAAGUUCAAGAGCGUGCGCAGAAAUAUCUGGAUCGGAUGAUCAGCGCGGCAGAUGUGAAGAAAGUGCCACCCAAAGCAAAAGGCCGCAAACGCAACCGCGACGUUGACAAACCUCUGUCUGGACUGGAUAUUGACGAAUUACUCCAUCGCGAGAAACGUGCAAAGAUCUCACCAAACAACGCCAUCCCAGAGUUCAAGCAGAUGCUUGCCACUGUUGAGACCGUGGAAGGGAUCAAAGAUGCUACGAAUCAGAUGCAGAAAAUCAUCGAGGAUCAUAUCCGGACAAGCUUCGGAGACUCAAAUUACGACCGCGUCGUAGAAGAGCUUGGUGUGCUCCGUGAAGAAUUAAUUGACUACGAAGAACCAGAUCUCUACAACGAGUUUGUGCGACCGCUGAAGGAGAAGAUAUUGAAGGAAAAGCUAGGUGGUGACAGACAAGAAUUAUGGUGGCUCAUCCGGCGCUCAAAGAUUGGAUUGAUCGACAAGGCAGCGUCAGACCGAUCCGAAGUUACUGAAGAAGAGGCCAAACAGUUUCUUUCUUCUAAGUAG
Molecule: messenger RNA, 3831 nt
Organism: Talaromyces amestolkiae
Lineage: Eukaryota; Fungi; Ascomycota; Eurotiomycetes; Eurotiales; Trichocomaceae
Exons: 15
Coding region: 1-3831 (1276 amino acids)
Biological process (GO): nucleoside metabolic process; DNA recombination; telomere maintenance
Cellular component (GO): Ku70:Ku80 complex; nucleus
Molecular function (GO): damaged DNA binding; telomeric repeat DNA binding; ADP binding
Source: RefSeq, a predicted model, not a curated record